Octopus sinensis (East Asian common octopus) is the source of this 2889-nucleotide messenger RNA. Its product is annotated as lateral signaling target protein 2 homolog. NCBI's taxonomy places the organism in Eukaryota, Metazoa, Mollusca, Cephalopoda, Octopoda, Octopodidae. The coding region runs from base 1 to 2112 and encodes 703 amino acids. The transcript is spliced from 12 exons. The record is from RefSeq and is a predicted model, not a curated record.
AUGACCGCAGCUCCCGAACUGAAACCAGACGCUUACGAUCACUUCAACUUGGUUCAGCGAUCCAAUAAAGGUUUUAAGUACCCUAAAGUUGCUUUUGAGCCCUUCCGGAAAUGUCCCUUAAACAACGGCGGCAACAACAAUACGAACAGCAGCUGCACCACAACCAACACCACCACCACCACCACCAACAACAACAACCACAACAACAUCAGCAACAACAAAAACCCUUACCAUGUGGAAACGACAACCGAAGACCUUUUUAGAAAAUGUCGUGUCAACAACGAAAUUUCGUUGCCAAAAACAUUUACGACCCGUAAAGGGGCAUUACUGCUAUUUUCCGAAGACCUGGCGUUGAGAAACAAACAAUGGAAGAAGGUUCGAGAUUCCAUGGAACAUCUGGAAGGGGACAACGAUAAAGAUGAAGAUGUAAGGGAGAAUGAGAGGAAGGAAGAAAGGAAAGAAAGGGACCCUGUAAAGGGUACGCAAAAGAAGAAAUUCCGUAAGCAUGAUGUCGACAGGUAUAGAGAAGUUCGGACUGUCGGAGAGUUUGCUAAGACUGUUCUUGCUUUUGGAAAUUCGCAUUCGAAUGAAAAAUAUGCUCGUCUCGUGACCAAAAUCGACGACUUCCCGCGUCAAUUCCGUCCUGGCUUUUCCGCUAAACGCUAUUUGUCCAUUUGGAGCAAAUACUGGGACCAGUCCACUGUUGACCAACUGGUGGCAGACGGUCACCUCCAGAGCAAACCAUCAUUGGAUCAACUCCCAUACUCUCACAGCUCAUUCGAUGACAUUUCUUCAUCACCGCUCCCUUAUCGACUCCUUCAUAACAUGUUGCUACCCGAUCCCUACCGUUAUACAUUUGCACACGUCUUGUCCAACGACUACCAGUUGAAACCAGACGUCUGCUCUUAUUGUUGCACCUCAAAUAAGACGUCAGGGUUUCGAGACCUGCUCCCGCCGCUGUCGCACCAUCACCACCACCACCACCGCCGCCACCACCAUUACCACGACCACGACCACCAAGAAGAAGGAGUCCCCUACCAGAAUUUGAACAAACAGCAACAACAGACCAUCCUCACGGAUUACAUUCUUCAGGCCACCGUAAACACAGCGUUCCAAUAUCAUCAUCAACAUCAACAUCAUCAACAGCUGAAGUCAAUAUUGGCUACUCAGAACCAUAGCCGUUUUCGGUUCCAGCGUCCAGUUACCAAUUUGGCCGGUAAUGAGCGAAAUAUACAGAACCAACUCCAUGCGAGUCACAAGACUGCCAAAAGGACAUCCAGAUACGCAAGACUUGACGCGAACACUAGAAAAACCACAACAGAAAAUACAGGACAGUAUGGUCAUGUAGAAUCCGUGGAAUUUCCAGAACUAAAUCCUGUUAGAAACGCAGCAGCAGCCACUACCUAUGCUCCUACUACUUUUACUAUCCUUCCGGUACCAAACUAUACAACCAAGACAACUCUUGCAGCUACUACCACGUCUACGUUUACUAAUACCAUUACCCACCGGCUUAAUGGCGAACAUAGUGGCACUACUGCAAACGAGCACAUGACGACGAAACACUUGUUAACAGAUGUUAAAGCGUCUAAGGAGAGCACAGUACGGUCAUCACUCACUCUGCCUCUUAUACAACAGAAGCCAAAAAGUCUAGCUACAACUUCCACUUCUUGUGCUACUGCCGUCGUUUCUAUAGAUGCCGCUUUUCGUUCAGGAUACGAGAAUAACGUUAAUUCUUAUGACCAAACAUCAUCUCUGCUACCGUUGAUCAGCGAAAGUUCCAGAACGGCGAAACAGCCGGCCCGUAGCAGCAUCACUCAACCUUGCACCAAUCUCCCUCAUGUCCCUCACCGUCUUUUCCCUCCCAUUCACCCUCCAACUCCUGCUCCAUCUCCUCCUUCUUCUCCUCGUCGUCCUCCUCCUCCAUCCGCUCACCUUCAGCAUCCGCCGCCUCCGCAGCAUCACCAACGACAGCAACCAUACUUUCUUCCACCCCUUCAUUCUCCACUCCCCUACUCAUGCUCAUCUUCCGCCUCCCACUCUACAUCACCAAAGUCGUCAUCGCCUCCUUUGUCAUCGUCAGCAGCACAGGAGAAAAUUCGAAGACGCACCUGAUAUCAAAGGAAGUAUCGUGUAUGCACCGGGAGGAGAGAUAGUGCACGUUGGUGGUGCAGUGCAGCACAGGGGUGAACUAUAUUUACCGGACAUCUAUACAGAUGCAAGGACGGCGCAGCCAAAUGGUCACCACGGAAUCUAUAGUGAAGGACAACGCGCUGCUGAGGCAGAGAAAAGAAGUUCGACUUCGGAACCGACAGCAUCAGAAGUGAUCGAAAUGUUGGCCACAAAUGCUCAAAAGAUGGCCAGUUUUGUUCUAGAGCAGGAAGGUUCCGGUUUGGAUUUGGAUUCUGACAUCAGGGUGGUUAGUCGAGAAGUAUCACGUGCCUUGUCUCUGAAUUGUGAUUGGCUGACUGACGAAUAUAUAGAAAACCAAACAGAAAACAAGGACAGUCAUGAUAUGCCUGCUUGUACUCGUUCCUCCCAAGAAAUACCCGACACCACACACCACCAGAAACAAGAACACCAUCAUCACCACCACCUCCAACACCAGCAACAACAACAUCAACACCAGCACGGGCAUCUCCACCAAGACGAUGCCACCGCUGCCGUUUCUGCCACUGCUGCUGUUUAUGAUGAUGGUGGUGGUGGUGGUGGUGGCGGUGGGGUGGCGGUGGUGGCGGCCUGGAGGUGGACAAUGAGAAGGAAAUAAAUGAUGAAGGAACGAAAUAUCCAAGUGGAGAUGGAUACGGAGAAGUGGGGGUGGAGGUUGAGGUGAUGGAAGAAGGUGAGAGGAAAGGAAAAAGAGGAAAGGAAGAAACAGAGGGAGGAGGAGGA